AUGGAUGGCGACAACAGUGAUAGCGAGGAAGAUGACGAAGCUGAGCCGCCUUUACCCAGGCCCAGACCUAGGCGGAGGAGGAGUGUAAUUGAAUACGGGGAACAUCAUUCCCUCAAGGCCUCCGAGAUCAACCUCAAGGAUAGCGACGAAGCUGUGCAACAAUCCGACGGCCAGGACAGCCGUCGUCUGCGCCGCAAUAGGGAGGACGAGGAUGCCUACCAUCCUUCUUCGGCUAGCGAAAGUGGUCUGGACGAGGAAGACGGCGAUAUUCGCCCGCCGCAACGCAAGCGCCUUAAGAUAAGUACUCCUACCAAGCCAACCUUUAGGACGUCCAACGGACGGUGGACUCGUUUGAAUGGCACCUCCGGAUCGCAACAGGUCCAAACAUCGGCUUCCGGUCGGAUGCGCUCUGGCCGGCGCAGCAUACCUAGCCCGCCCUCGUCUCAAGGUUCCGGCAAUGAAGAUGUGAGCGCCCAGGUCCCUACGGCAAAGUUCGAGGAGUAUGCGCUUGGGGACGUGGUUCGCAAGCGUGUAACGACGUACGGCCUGGCGACUUUCCAGUUACAGGUUGUCUGGGACUCCUGCGUCAACCACAGACGCAAAAACCCUACGACUGAACGCCUCCAGUACCAGUCACCGGUCAAGAAGCGCCCUACUACGAAGCGAGGCGUGUCAACAAGAGCUCGCUUUACGCCUGAAGAAGACGAUCUUCCAGUCAAGCUUAAGAACCAAGGGCUUGCCGUGGCAGGAUAUUCACGACUGUUCACAGGUGCCUUCCCACAGCGAGAGCGGUGUGUAGGCUCUCUCCAGGGGCGAUAUUGUACGAAGCUGAAGAGAAGCGAUUGA
Molecule: messenger RNA, 846 nt
Organism: Microdochium trichocladiopsis
Lineage: Eukaryota; Fungi; Ascomycota; Sordariomycetes; Xylariales; Microdochiaceae
Exons: 1
Coding region: 1-846 (281 amino acids)
Source: RefSeq, a predicted model, not a curated record